ACCCAGGGUCUGUGAAUCACUCACACUCGUCGACCAAUCACAAAACAAAGAGAGAUGUCUGUCCAAUCACACUUCAUCCGGGCGACAUCACUUCCCGUUUGGAUCCCCAUGCUUGUUUUGUGCUUUCCGGAGGCCAGCACGUUCUUUCCGUAUCUCGAAUCAUGGCCAAAGAUAAAUCUUUAAAAUCAGUACCAAAUCUUCCCAAAAAAAAAAAGUUGGAGUCAAAUGCAGCCGAGGUUCAUGCAGAAAACACGAUGGAUGCUGAAGUGAAAAAGAAAAGGAAGAAGAUGGAAGUAGAGGAGGCUCCGGUCGAGAUUCCUCCCGAAGCCAUCACAGCAGAUGAUAAAAAACAUAAAAAGGUCAAGAAACGCAAAAAGAUACAAGAGGCAGAGACGCAGACAAAAAAAACUGAGAUUUCAGAUCCACCCACAUGUGAGCUGGAGGGAGAGGAGGACUUGAGUCCUGAGGAGAAGCGGGUCAUGGAGAGGAAGAUGAAGAAGAUCCUGAAAAAGGAGGAGAAGAAGAGGCUUAAAACUGAGGGAGAGACCCAAAAGAAAACAGAAGCAUCUGGACCCACCGCACCUCAGCAGGCCUUAGAUUACCUCACUUGCUGGGCUGAGAAACGUACAGAGUGGAAGUUCCAGAAGACCAGGCAGACAUGGUUACUGCAAAACAUGUUUGACUCUGAAAAGAUUCCAGAUGAGAAUUUCACCGUGCUGCUUCAGUACCUGGAUGGGCUCCGUGGACUGGCGAGGGACACUUCAGUGCAGAAGGCCCUGGUCCUGGUUGAAGAGUCGGGCAAAGCGCCAGAGGAUGUGGCCGUCCAGCAGAGGGCGCACAGAGCCAGAGAAGUUAUCCAGCUGCUCUCCUGACCUGCCACUACUACAGGGAGGCAUGCAUUCACCGGAAAAAAAGACUGAACUAAAGUUUGGAUUUAACCACAAGUGUCGCUCACAUUUUGUAGAAUAUGAAAGUUAAGCCAUUUUAUACUUGUGGUACAAUAGUACUCUGGGAGGACAGCAGUUGAUGUUCCUACGCCAAAUGUUAAGAAAUAAGAAAAUAAGCUUCUUGGGUAAAGACAGAUGAGAAGAGACGUAAACCUGCACAGAUGAAACAACCUGCACAGAUGAAACAACCUCUGGAGUGAAGUCGCAGGAAUGUUUGUAGUCGAGACAUGUUUGUGCGUGUCAAGGCUCAUAGUCAGUGAAGCUGCUGAUUUGAAUAACUUUUCUUACUCAGUCUAGGUAUAAACAUGAUGAGCAUGUUUUGUUUUGACAGAUCCCCUCAGACAAAAAAUAAAUUUAAUCAACAACAGAAGUUCUUAUUGAUGUAUGUGCAUUUGAGAUUUGAACUUAUCUGUUUCAUUUUUGGCAUUUAUGUAAACCCUCUACUUAAAUGAAAUCUUACACAAAGUGUCUGCUUUGAUUAUAAGCUGAUCUAAUUCUACACAGUCUCUAUAUUACCAGGGUGUGAUUGAGUCCAGUAUUCCCAUCGUCUCAGUGCCCAAAGCAGACGUACAGUAGGUACAGGAACAGCUGCCAGUUCUGGCUGCAGGAUCAGGGAGAAGGAAGGUUUCCUGCACUACAAUGGUGUAUGUUUUGAUUCUUAAUUCAGCUUGAAAACUUAUCAUCCGAAGGCAACUAAGUCUCUAUAUGUAAGUAAACGUUGAUGAUCUAAUUGAUCAUUUCCUGACUUAUAAAAUUACACCCAAAUACAGUACAAUUGACUGAAUUAAAAUUUCUCUUACAAAUAAAUGACACCAACUGUUAAGAUUUUUGCCUUUUGGUUUGGCACACAUACACAAGAAAUAUGCCGGUUACAACCAUCCAGUCUAACAUGUCUUCACCUGAAACUUUUUGGGGACUCACUUCUCUUGAUAAAUGUUUGUAAACCUUCUAAAGACUCAAGUGUGUAUACAUAAAACAUUUUGAUUACUUUUUUUUUAUUUCUCAACAUGCUGCAUGCUUACAGAAUUUGAAGCAUAUAACAAGAUUAGUUUUUGUUUGACACCCAUGAGAGAGCCAGCUGAGUGUACGAACCUCUCUUGAAAAAAUUCCGCCACGGUUGAAAACCAUAUACAAGGCAAUUUUUUCAGUGUCACCUAUUUAAAUUAACCUUUAGUUCCGUCACUAGUGACAGGAAUAUUGUCCGGUGAGUGUCUCUGUUGCUCACGUUGACUGACGAAAUACAUCCGGCUGCUUGUAAAUGCCACAAGGUCAAGACCAGCUCAAGGUGAUUUUCACUGCAGAUCGAUAAGGCCAUUGUCUCCUCGUGGGUGUUGAUCCUUCACUGUCACAGUCAUGAUACCUUGAGUUUCAUCUGUGAUGUAUAUAAAAAAGCAAAUGAAAUUACACAACUAUGUAACUACAAA
Molecule: messenger RNA, 2371 nt
Organism: Scophthalmus maximus (turbot)
Lineage: Eukaryota; Metazoa; Chordata; Actinopteri; Pleuronectiformes; Scophthalmidae
Gene: chlsn
Exons: 6
Coding region: 162-872 (236 amino acids)
Source: RefSeq, a predicted model, not a curated record